CAGCCAUUCAGAUUGAAACCAUACCAAGAAAAGGUCAGAUCUCAGAAAGACAACAUCAUGAUGGAAUCUGUAAUUACAGCUCCCUCCUUGUUUGACCAAAAAUAGAAUCCUAUAAUUACAAAUCCCCAAGACCCAACCAAGAUGCCACCUUUUGACAAUUCAUCAUCCCACCUACCCGCUCCCAUUUUCAAAUCGAAAUCUUCCCCUUUAACACCUCCAAUCUCAACCCACCAAAUCCAACGACCAACAAUUCUACGGACCUUUUCUUCUUCAUCUUCUUGUUUGUUCUUCAAUCUUCUAUUGCUGUUUGUUUCAGAAUAAUUGAUAUUAAUGGCAAGGCUUCAAUCCAAUCAGUUGAAGCAGCUGAAAGACAUCUUCAUGCGGUUCGACAUGGACUCCGACGGCAGCCUCACGCACCUCGAGCUGGCGGCGCUCCUCCGGUCUCUGGGGCUGAAGCCGACCGGCGACCAGAUCUACGUCCUGCUGGCCAACAUGGACUCCAACGGCAACGGGUCGAUCGAGUUUGACGAGUUGGUGGAGGCGAUCUUGCCGGACAUGAGCGAGGAGGUGCUCAUAAACCAGGAGCAGCUCAUGGAGGUUUUCCGGUCCUUCGACCGCGACGGCAACGGCUACAUCACCGCCGCCGAGCUCGCCGGACAGAUGGCCAAGAUGGGCCACCCCUUGACGUACCGGGAGCUGUCGGAGAUGAUGAGAGACGCCGAUACCAACGGCGACGGCGUCAUUAGCUUUAAUGAGUUCGCGAAUAUUCUCGGCAAGUCGGCGUCGGAGUUUCUCGGCCUCGCCGCCGUUUAGAAUAUAAAAACUCUUUCUUCCCUUCUUCCUCAUUUUCAUCCUCCUCCUCCCUCUUCUUCCUCUUAUUUCUCUUGAUUAGGUUAAGAUAUGAUUGAACUCAAAAAAAAGAAAAAGAAAAAAUGGAAUUAGAUAUGUACAUUAUUUCUACGUAUAAAUAAAAAUAUUUAGGAAUCA
Molecule: messenger RNA, 987 nt
Organism: Diospyros lotus (date-plum)
Lineage: Eukaryota; Viridiplantae; Streptophyta; Magnoliopsida; Ericales; Ebenaceae
Product: probable calcium-binding protein CML16
Exons: 1
Coding region: 331-813 (160 amino acids)
Molecular function (GO): calcium ion binding; enzyme regulator activity
Source: RefSeq, a predicted model, not a curated record